UUAUAAACUAUUACAAGGUCCUAAAAGCGACGAAAAUGCUGUUCUACAUUUUACUUUGUUUGGUUCACGUUGGACUGCCUUGUCACAUAACAAUUACUGGAAACAAUAACGUAAGUUGUAGCACUGAGUUGGAGAUGAAGGUUAAAGAGCUCGAGUCAAAAGUCAAAAGCAAUGCAUUGAAGACAAAGGUUGAGGAACUUAAAAAUCGUACUGAAGUUAUAGAAAGUAAGAAUAUAGACCUGGAGAUGAAGGUUCGAGAGCUGGAGAGAAAAGUCCAAAGCAAUGCAUUGAAGGCAAAGAUUGAUGAACUGAAGGAACGCAUUGAAAUUAUAGAAAGUCAGAAUAAAGGAUCGUGUGGAAAGAAGAAUCUUGCAUUUAAGAAGACGUGUGGACAAAGUUCUUUCCAUUCAAUCCAUAAAUGUGAUAAGGCUGUCGAUGGAGACCUCAAUAACUUUAUACAUACACAAAUUGUCAUGAAGAAUGGUGCUUGGCAAGGGGAAAGUUACCCGUACUGGUGGGUUGAUCUGAAAAGCAGUUGUUUAAUAAAAAAAAUCAGAAUAUACAACAGGAAAGAUUGCUGUGGCAAUAGACUCCGGAAUGCAGAAGUUACCAUCGGAAAUUCAUUAUCUAGUAUGAAAUUGUGUGGGUAUUAUAAAGGUCCAGCUGCAAACGGAGAAAUUGUAAACAUAUCCUGCAGAGAACCAAAGGUAGCACGUUACGUCAAGGUGAUGAUAAAGGAAAAGACUAUCGAAGAAACGGUGGUUAAUUUUGCUGAAGUCGAAGUGUUCUCUUAGAAAAUAAAAAAAAAAAUAUCUGAGAUACCUAAA
Messenger RNA from Mytilus californianus (California mussel), 827 nucleotides. RefSeq names its product fucolectin-4-like. The coding region runs from base 36 to 794 and encodes 252 amino acids. The transcript has 4 exons. The record is from RefSeq and is a predicted model, not a curated record. NCBI's taxonomy places the organism in Eukaryota, Metazoa, Mollusca, Bivalvia, Mytilida, Mytilidae.